This is a messenger RNA of Peniophora sp. CBMAI 1063, 777 nucleotides long. Lineage: Eukaryota; Fungi; Basidiomycota; Agaricomycetes; Russulales; Peniophoraceae. The record is from the annotation of a GenBank genome assembly.
AUGGCGAAGCCCUCACUGCCCCAUACGUCCUCGCCUCAAACAACUCGUUCUCAGUCUACUGAGUACCCUGCUACCGACAAAAAGCCUGAGCCGCGCCGUAGCCUUCCAUUGAGCUCUUCUGCACCCAAGAGCGACUCCUCUCCAUCAUCCGAGCCCGGUACCGCAGUUGAGGAUCGGUUCCAAGCUUCACCGCCGCCAAUUCCGCCCGUGGACGUUACAGACGAGUCGAAUGCGCCAUUUGACGCGCUAGUCAAAGCCACAGCUCGCCCUAUCCCUGUCUACCAGGGAGACCGGACGCCAACCAGCAAGCGCAGCCGCCCCAGGUCAACACACUUCGUGGAAGCGCCCUCGUACUGGGGUGGAGUCCAAACAGCACAGACGCCCUACACGCCACGCUACUCUCCUAGAUCAUUGCAUCCCGGUUACACGCUUUCCACUCCUCAGCCCUCACUACUCCCCAACUUGUUCAUGCCGCAGGCGUGGCCGGCAUCGUCACCUGGUCAAGGAGGCACUGGGUACCACGGCGUCUAUCAAAACCCCGCCUUCGCGCAGCCUCACUCCGCGAACCACGGUGUCCACUAUGCGAACUCUCUCAGUUUGCAAGGCGUGCCGCCGCCCGCACUAGCCGCGUAUACGCCGCCUCCCCCAUCAUAUUGGCCAUACCCUCCGCCUGUUUACCCAUCUCCGCGUGGCAGCCCUAAUGGUGGAUGGCAUGCGAAUGGCCAAUACUCACCGAGCCCUGCCGAUGGCGGACGAGGCGGGCAGACUUGGCGCUAG